AUGAAAUUUAUUGCGAAAUUUAUUAUUUUUAUUAUAAUUGGGUUUAUUGGUAGCAUUUCUUCUAUUCCUAUAAUAGUAUUUAGUGAAAAUGAAUAUGAUGAUUAUAUUGUAAUAUUUCGUGAAUCAGUUGAUAAUAUAAAAGUUCAGAGACAUUAUUUAUGGAUUUAUGAUCAUUUAAGAUGGUUUCAGCAAUAUAAAAAAGAAAAAUUUGGAAUUGAUAAUGAAAAUACUAAUAUACAUGACUGGUUAAAAUAUGAAUUUAAUAUUUCUGAUAAACUCAGGGGAUAUCAUGGGAGAUUUUUAAAAGAAUUCGUGAAAUAUAUUGGUGAAUAUGAAGAUAUAGCAUUUGUUGAGAAAGAUCAAUAUGUUCAUGCAUUGUCUUUGCAAAAGAAUGCUGGAUGGGGUUUAGCGCGACUUUCUCAUAGGAAUACGCUUAAUUUUUCUACUUUUAAUAAAUAUGAUUUUGAUUCUUCUUCUGGUCAGGGAGUUACUAUUUAUAUAAUUGAUACGGGAAUUAAUAUAGAACAUACUGAUUUUGGGGGUCGAGCAAAGUGGGGAAUAACUGUACCUUCUGAUUGUGAAAAUAUUGAUGAUAAUGGACAUGGUACUCAUGUAGCUGGCAUUGCUGCUGGUUCUACUUAUGGUGUGGCAAAAAAUGCUAAUCUUGUUGCUGUAAAGGUGUUGAGGAGUGAUGGAUCUGGGCUUUUAAGUGAUGUUUUAAAAGGCAUUGAAUGGUCAAUUAUGAUGCAUUUAAAAGAUGUUGAAUCUAUUAAAAAUAAAUCCUCUUUUAAAGGUUCUGUUGCUAAUCUGUCUUUGGGAGGCAUAAAAAGUAAAAUUUUAGAUUACUUUGUAGACAUUGCAGUGAGUUUAGGUUUACAUUUUACAGUGGCUGCUGGAAAUGAAAAUGAUGAUGCAUGUAAUUAUUCUCCUGCUUCUUCUAAAGCUGCUAUUACUGUUGGUGCUGCUACUAUUUUAGAUAAUAAAGCAUAUUUUUCGAAUUUCGGAAAAUGUGUUGAUAUUUUUGCACCUGGUCAAAAUAUUAUUUCUGCAUGGAUUGGUAAUAAUUUAGCAACUAUGCCUCUUUCCGGGACAUCUAUGGCUGCUCCAUAUGUAUGUGGAUUGCUUGCUUAUUUAAAUUCUUUAAUUUUCAGAAAUUCUACAUAUGAUAUUUUUUUUACAUCUGAAAUGCUUAAAAAAAAAAUUUUAGAUCUAGGGACUAAAGGAAAAUUGCAUGAUAUACCCCCAUUUACUGCUAAUAUUAUUGCAUAUAAUGGAUACGAUGAAAAUACUAAUUCUUGAUAUUAUUUUAAUUAUAUCAAACAUUAAUAUAUAGAUUAUUAGCAGA
Pneumocystis murina B123 is the source of this 1345-nucleotide messenger RNA. RefSeq lists its product as hypothetical. Lineage: Eukaryota; Fungi; Ascomycota; Pneumocystomycetes; Pneumocystales; Pneumocystaceae. Gene Ontology annotation, molecular function: serine-type endopeptidase activity. The transcript is spliced from 6 exons. The record is from RefSeq and is a predicted model, not a curated record. Bases 1 to 1299 code for a protein of 432 amino acids. Gene Ontology annotation, biological process: proteolysis.